Messenger RNA from Solenopsis invicta (red fire ant), 5720 nucleotides. RefSeq lists its product as uncharacterized. The record is from RefSeq and is a predicted model, not a curated record. Lineage: Eukaryota; Metazoa; Arthropoda; Insecta; Hymenoptera; Formicidae. The transcript has 33 exons. Gene Ontology annotation, molecular function: iron ion binding; oxidoreductase activity, acting on paired donors, with incorporation or reduction of molecular oxygen; heme binding.
UGUUUAGAUUUAAUUUUCUGUUUUAUUGAAAUAAUAAAAUUAUUUUAUAUCUCUUAGAGUGUGCUAUAUUACUCGUGUUAACUUGGAACAGAAAUAAAACAAAUUUGGGUAGACUUUUAAAUUACCAACAAUGAUUAUCACUUUAUUUACAUUGGGUGCUAUUUUUUUGGUAUUACUAUAUUAUUCUUUUCAAUAUGGAAAAUACGUAAAACUAAUUAAUAAAAUACCAAGUCUACCGACACUCCCAUUGCUCGGCCAUACUUUAGAUUUAAUGGGUUCACAAGAGAAUCUUUGGAAGAUUCAACGUGUAUCUUGUAAACUUCAUUAUCCAAUUUAUAAAUUAUGGUGCGGUCCAAUUGCUUUUGUCAGCGUUCACCAUCCAGAUGACGUAGAGAAAAUAUUAAGCAACACAAAGGAACAUCUUUUAAAAGGCUACUUGUAUGAUAUUUUCAAACCUUGGUUAGGGACUGGAUUACUAAUUAGCGAAGGGGUCAAAUGGCACAAAAGGCGAAAGAUGCUAACACCUACAUUUCAUUUUAAAAUAUUAAAACAGUUUGUUGAAAUUCUGAUCGAAGAAGGAAAUUGUAUGAUAAAAUGUUUGAAAGAUACGGAUGGAUUAGUUGAUGACUUAAUGUGUCUUGUCAGUAAACAUACAUUAAAUUCAAUAUGUGAAACCGCUAUGGGCACUUCUUUGCAUGAAAUGGGUGAAUUCCAGCACCAAUAUCGUGAAGCAGUCCACGAAGUAGGAAAAAUUCUAACUUACAGAGCAAUGAGACCCUGGUUAUUUCCUAACAUGAUAUUUUCAUUAACGUCAAUGGGUAAAAAGUUUAAUAAAAAUCUGAAAAUAUUACAUGGUUUCACUGAGAAAAUUAUUGAAGAAAGAAAACAAUAUCAUAACGAUACUAAUGAACGAUUCUUGACUCAUCUUAGUAAUGAUACUGGUAUGCUAGACGAUGAAGAAAUGACAGGAAGUAUGUGUAUAAACUAUCUAAAUAUCAUCUUUAUUAGUUCGAAUGAUAUUCAAACUAUUUUAUCUAUUUAAGUUAAAAAGAAGCGACUCGCUAUGUUGGAUCUUUUGAUAGCGGAGGCUCAUAAUAACCAGAUAGAUGAUUUGGGCAUCAGAGAAGAAGUCGAUACUUUCAUGUUCGAAGGGCACGAUACCGUAGCAAUGGGUUUGACUUUUGCAAUAUUAGUGCUAGCUGAACACAAAGAUGUCCAGGAAUGUGCUAGAAAUGAAGUUAGUGCACUUAUGGAAGCAAAUGGAGGAAAACUUACUAUGUCAAUGUUAAAUGAUAUGCCAUACUUGGAAAGAUGUUUGAAAGAAUCAUUGAGAUUGUAUCCUAGCGUUCCCUUAAUUUCACGAGUUCUAACAAAAGAUGAACAAAUACAAUCAUAUUUGGUGCCUUCUGGAACAAUACUGCAUUUAAAUAUCAUUGAUAUUCAUCGAGAUUCAAAUUUCUGGCCAAAUCCAGAUGUAUUCGAUCCAGAUAGAUUCUUGCCUGACAAAAUUCAAAAACGUCAUCCUUAUUCUUACUUACCAUUUAGCGCAGGACCACGAAAUUGUAUAGGACAACGAUUUGCCAUGUUGGAAAUGAAAGCUAUAAUGGCGUCAUUGAUAUACAAUUUUUAUCUGGAACCUGUCGAUUAUUUGAAGGAUCUUCAGUUUAUGACAGACAUGAUAGCUCGUGUUACAGAGCCGAUCCGUACACGAUUUGUCCCAAUCGAUCGUGCGUCACCUGGUUCAACUAAAAGCUCACUCCUAUUUUUUAAUUGUUUAAAAACAAUGUUUGUUACACUAUUAAUAUUAUGCGUUUCUAUUAUAUUAUUGUAUUUCAUUACUUAUUAUGGAAGAUUCAGACGUCUUAUCGGAAAAGUUCCAAGUAAGCCGGGCCUGCCAUUUAUUGGCAAUGCUUUAGAGUUCUUCAUGUAUUCACAGGAAAAAAUUUGGGAGGCUGAACGUUUAGCCAACAAGACUCAUACAAUUUAUACAUUUUGGUGUGGUCCGAUUGCUUUUAUUGCUACACGCGAUCCAGAUGAUAUAGAGAAAAUACUAAGCAAUACAACACAACAUCUUUCGAAAGGUUAUAUCUACAAUCUUCUUCAUCCUUGGUUAGGAACUGGACUACUCACUAGCGAAGGAGCAAAAUGGCGAAAAAGACGAAAGAUAUUAACGCCUACAUUCCAUUUUACUAUAUUAAAAGAAUUUGUCGAUAUUUUUACAGAAGAAAGUAAUCGCAUGAUAAAAUAUUUGAAAAACAUUGAAGGUUCAAAUAUCGAUAAUUUAAUGAAUUUUAUAAGUCAUCAUACAUUGAAUGCAAUAUGCGAAACUGCAAUGGGAACUUUAUUGCAAAAUAUGGAUGAAUCUCAACAACAAUAUCGUCAAGCAAUUCACGAGAUGGGUAACGUUUUUUUUUAUAGACUAAUGAGACCAUGGCUUCACCUUGAUAUGAUAUUUGCGCUAACGCCAAUGGGUAAAAAGCAGACAAAAAAUUUAAAAAUAUUGCAUAAAUUUACCGAAAAAAUUAUUGCAGAAAGAAAACAAUAUCAUGAAAGUACUGGUGGACAAUUCUUAAAGCUUUUAGAAAAUGAUACAGACAUAACAGAAACAGAUGAUGAGGCGAUAUUAGGAAUUAAGAAAAAGCGACUUGCUAUGUUGGAUCUUCUGAUAGCGGCAGCGCGCAAUAACGAGAUAAAUGAUUCCGACAUUAGAGAAGAAGUCGACACCUUUAUGUUCGAAGGACAUGACACUGUAGCAAUGGGUUUGACAUUUGCUAUAUUACUAUUAGCCGAACACAAAGACGUCCAGGAGCGUGUCAGAAAUGAAGUUAAAACAGUAAUACAUGAAAAUGGAGGCAAGUUUACUAUUACAACGUUAAACAAUUUGUUAUAUCUAGAAAGAUGUUUAAAAGAAUCUUUAAGGUUAUAUCCCAGCGUUCCUACUAUUUCGCGAGUCUUAUCAGAAGAUACAACAUUACAGUCAUAUCUGAUACCUUCUGGAGCUGUAAUGGUAAUUCAUUCCUAUGAUGUUCAUCGAGAUCCCAAUUACUGGCCCAAUCCAGAUGUAUUCGAUCCAGAUAGAUUUUUACCGGAGAGAAUUCAAAAUCGUCAUCCUUAUUCUUACAUACCAUUCAGUGCAGGAUCACGAAAUUGUAUAGAAAAAAUUUGGGAGACUGAACGUUCAUUCGCCACUAAUCCAAUUUAUGCAUUUUGGUGUGGUCCGAUUGCUUUUAUUACUAUACACCAUCCAGAUGAUAUAGAGAAAAUACUAAGCAAUACAACACAACAUCUUUCGAAAGGUUAUCUCUACAAAUUUCUUCAUCCUUGGUUAGGAACUGGACUACUCACUAGCGAAGGAGCAAAAUGGCAAAAAAGACGAAAAAUAUUAACGCCUACAUUCCAUUUUACUAUAUUAAAAGAAUUUAUCGAUAUUUUUACAGAAGAAAGCAAUCGCAUGAUAAAAUAUUUGAAAAACAUGGAAGGUUCAAAUAUCGAUAAUUUAAUGAAUUUUAUAAGUCAUCAUACAUUGAAUGCAAUAUGCGAAACUGCAAUGGGAACUUUAUUGCAAAAUAUGGACGAAUCUCAACAACAAUAUCGUCAAGCAAUUCACGAGAUGGGUAACCUUUAUGUUUAUAGAUUAAUGAGACCAUGGUUUCACCCUGAUAUGAUAUUUGCGCUCACGCCUAUGGGUAGAAAACAAGCAAAAAAUUUAAAGAUAUUGCAUAAAUUCACUGAAAGAGUUAUUGUAGAAAGAAAACAAUAUCAUGAAAGUACUGGUGGGCAAAUUUUAAAGUUUUCAAAAAAUGAUAUAACAGAAACAGACAAUGAGGAGAUAUUAGGAAUUAAGAAAAAGCGAUUAGCUAUGUUGGAUCUUCUGAUAGCGGCAGCGCGCAAUAACGAAAUAAAUGAUUCCGACAUUAGAGAAGAAGUCGACACAUUCAUGUUCGAAGGACAUGAUACUGUAGCAGUGGGUUUGACAUUUGCUAUAUUACUAUUAGCUGAACACAAAGAAGUCCAGGAGCGUGUCAGAAAUGAAGUUAAUACAGUAAUACAUGAAAAUGGAGGCAAGUUUACUAUUACAGCGUUAAACAAUUUGUUAUAUCUAGAAAGAUGUUUAAAAGAAUCUUUAAGGUUAUAUCCCAGUGUUCCUGCUAUAUCGCGAGUCUUAUCGGAAGAUACAACAUUACAGUCAUAUCUUAUACCUUCUGGAGCUAUAAUAAUAAUAUAUCCCUAUGACGUUCAUCGAAAUCCUAAUUAUUGGCCAAAUCCAGAUGUAUUCGAUCCAGAUAGAUUUUUAUCGGAGAGAAUUCAAAAACGUCAUCCUUAUUCUUACAUACCAUUCAGUGCAGGAUCACGAAAUUGUAUAGGACAACGAUUUGCCAUGUUGGAAAUGAAAACCGUAAUUGCAUCGUUGGUGCAAAACUUUUAUUUGGAACCUGUCGAUCAUUUGGAGGAUCUUCAGUUCAAGAAGGAUUUAGUAACUCGUGUUACACGUCCAAUUCGUGUACGAUUUAUUCCAAUCAAAGAAUUACAAUCUGGAGUCAAUACAUAACUUUAUUUGAUAAAAAAAAAGCAAUUUCUCUUUUCCAGUAAAGAAUUUUAAAGUAAAAAAACUUUAAUAGUAUUGUUAUGUAUUUUUAUAUUUCUUUAUACUUUUAUUGAAACAAAAUUAUUUAAUUUAUAGUGGUGUUGGAUAAACAUUUUGGAUAAACAUAUUGGAUAUUAUUAAGUAACCUAUUUUAUUUUAUAAAUAUAUAAAUAUUGUUUAUCUUUAAAAAAAUGUAAACUGUCUUACCUGCCACGAUCGAUAAUAUAUGAUCGGUUGAACAAUUAACAUUUUUUUAAUAAUAAUAUUUCUUCAAAAAUUUUAAUUCAAAUGCAUUAUAGUCGUUACAAAUGAAAAGUAAUGUGAGUGUGGUAUGAUUUUCUAGCGUUAGAAAAUGUAAUAAUACAUUACUAUGUGUUUACACGACUUGAUUUACAACGAAUUGUUAUAACAUCGGUGUGAUACUACUGGUCAGUCAUGUCAUAAGUAUUUCUUUGAAGAAUAGAAAGAUUAUGAUUGGCUAGUUUCAUAAAGUUGAUAUUGAGUGUAUUAAAGGAGACGCUAUUAACGUUAUUCUAUUCUUGUUUACAUCUAGAAAACACAAAUGGCAAUCUCUUCGAACGUAAUCGUUAUAACUUCGGGGUAAAUCAAACCGUGUCAAAGUCCGAGCGUCGCGCGCCGCGAGAAACAAGGCCGCACACGAUGGUAUUUUGUUUAUAAAAUAUACAUUAAUUAUUUCUAUAAAAAAAAACUAUAUUUUGUUCACUAUUAAUUAAUUGUUAUCUUCAAUUAACAUUAAUACUAAAAAAUAAAUGUAAUUAUGUUUAAAAACCGAUUAUUUAACCUAUCAUGAUAAGAAUAGGUAUAAAUGAGGUAUCAGUAGGUUUAAUGUUAAUUGUCUCGAUUAUGAAUUAUUCUUGAAUCAACGUUACUGUUUUGAUUGUAUAACAGAUUCUUUUUGCACUUGUUUUUUUCUGUCGUUUUCUCGCUAAAUAUACGAAAGGCCUCCUUACGCGCACGCACGAUACAUCGUUUUUGUUGUGUAACAACUCUUCACGCACUUCUAUCCCACGACUUCAAUAGUGGCUGGCCAUAUGGCCAUAUCGCCGUAAUGUUGUAAAUGUUAAUCGAUCGACUGAAUAAAUCUUAUAUAUUGCAUAGCGUGUAAAACGUUAAA